Suhomyces tanzawaensis NRRL Y-17324 is the source of this 795-nucleotide messenger RNA. RefSeq names its product Dpp1p (gene DPP1). The transcript has a single exon. Gene Ontology annotation, biological process: phospholipid metabolic process. The record is from RefSeq and is a predicted model, not a curated record. NCBI's taxonomy places the organism in Eukaryota, Fungi, Ascomycota, Pichiomycetes, Serinales, Debaryomycetaceae. Gene Ontology annotation, molecular function: phosphatidate phosphatase activity. The coding region runs from base 1 to 795 and encodes 264 amino acids.
AUGUACUUGGCGUCCACCAAGUUUAAGACAUACCUCCCGGACUGGGCCACCACGGUGGUGCUUCUCGUGGUGUUUUUUGGCUACUUGGAGCACGCCACUCCGUUCAUCAGACAGUUUUCCAUUUCUGACCAGUCCAUCUCCCACCCAUUUGCCGUGGUGGAACGCGUCAACGACGUGCAAUUGUACCUCUGGGCCGUCAUAGUGCCCAGUGUGGUGUUGGUGGUGCUUUCUGUGGUCAAUGCCUCGUCCCAGCUCGACAGACUCCAUCUCAUCCAGGUGUCGAGCGUGGGGCUCUGGUUCACGGCAGUCAUCACCUCAGUGGUCACUGAUAUCUUGAAGUGCUUGAUCGGAAACCAUCGUCCUGACUUCCUUCAGCGCUGUGGCGCUGCUGCGUCCACUCCUGCCCAUGUUUUGGUUGGUCUCGACGUGUGCACAGCUCCCAUGGGCCAAGGCACCGUGGUGGAAGGGUUGAAGUCCACACCUUCCGGACACUCGUCGUUGGCAUUCGCUGGCUUGGGUUACUUGACGUUGUGGUUGUUGGGCCAGUACAAAUUGUUGAACCUGUUAGAGUCCAAAACCACCUCGCGCCCAGUGGCCUUGUGGCUUGUGCUCUGCUCGCCGUUGUUGUUGGCUGCCUACAUUGCCUUGAGUAGGACCCAGGACUACAGACACCAUUUCUUUGACGUGGCGUUUGGCAGUUUUAUUGGGAUUGUGUUUGCAAUUUGGGGCUACUUUCACUACUUCCACUCGUUGUUGGAUGCAAACUCGCACCUCCCGUUGGAUGCCAUGGAGUAG